AUGAAUAUUACAUUGAAGAUAUUUAAGAGUAAAGAAGAUGGAGAUUGGUGGUUACACUUUGGACAUGAUAUCAAUAAUCUUAGCCCAGUAGGGUAUUGGCCAAAAAGUCUUCUCAAUGGCAUGCAAGACCAUGCCGACGAUAUAGAAUGGGUAGGAAGUACUUUUUCCUACUCCGGGGAGAUUAGUCCACCAAUGGGCAACGGGAAUUGGCCAAGAAGCAAUUCAGCAGCAUCUUUUCGCAAUGUUCAGUAUAUUGAUAGGAAUGGUAAAGGCUAUGAUCCUCCUAUGGGUAGUCUUCAUGCUUUUGAGAGCAACAAACAAUGCUAUCGGACUGGUGUAUUUCAGCUUCAGGUCCAAGGCAACAUGUUCUACUAUGGGGGGCCAGGUGGUUGCACUGGUUAA
Molecule: messenger RNA, 402 nt
Organism: Triticum turgidum subsp. durum (durum wheat)
Lineage: Eukaryota; Viridiplantae; Streptophyta; Magnoliopsida; Poales; Poaceae
Source: the annotation of a GenBank genome assembly